AUGGUUAACCAUUCUGUAAUAAUUAAUUAUAAUAGUAGAAGUAGUAGUAAAAUAGUAAAUAAAAGUGUUAAAAGUCAAAAAGAUAAUAUUGUAGUACAAUCAAAAUUAGAUCAACAACAACAACCACAACAACAUAUUAUACAAUAUCAUAAAUCAAUUAGACCGGAUUUAGAUAUCGAUGUUUAUCGAUCACCGUUGUUAACAACGGAUGAAGAGAAACCGCUAUUCGAAUGUCCCUAUUACGAUUUGGUUUAUACUUGGGUGAACGGAAGUGAUCCUGAUUUCAUAGAAUCGAUCAGCAAGUAUCGCGACAAAGUCGGUGCCGGCCUAUACAGAGAUGUCAAAGGUUUGCAAUACUCUUUGAGAAGUAGUCACCUGCCCGUUUUCAACUCGGUUUCGAUCGAGUCGAAUUUCUUUAAUCUUCCUGACAAGGUCGCCGAUUGCUUUAUCUAUUUCAACGACGAUAUUUUCAUUGCCAACGAGUUGUAUCCCGAUGAUUUCAUCGAUGACGAGAAAGGCCUGGCGUUGCACUACUCCAAUUGGACGGUUCCUCUGCCACCGUCUCGUCAGAAUCACACGUGGCAUCGCUCGAUCGAACACUCCAACGAUCUACUCAAUAGGAUUUGGGGUAAUGCUACUCGACACUAUCCACAUCACGGUGCGUCUUUUUUCAACAAGAAACUGCUCAAGCUGAUCUACCAGACAUUCAAAGAGGAAUUCAAUGUAGUCGUUCCAAGAAAGUUCCGUCAUCCCCAGAUGGUAUCGAUUCCAUUUCUCUACUAUCAUUUUGCAUCGCGAUUCUUCCGUACAUUUACACCGUCCUACAAAUUAAACUACUACGCACAACUGGAAAACUCUGUGGCCAACAUGAGCUAUGUUUACAAUCAUAUCUACAAGACCGAGCCAAAGACAGUAUGUCUCAAUGAUGGACUCGGUAAUAAUCCAAAGCCUGAAGUACUCCAACAACUCGAAGAUUUCUUCAAUCAUCUAUAUCCAGAUUAUUGGCUCGUUCAUAUAAGAGAAAGACACAAGAACAGCAAGAAACAAGAAGAUGCUGCUUCACCUAAAGAUUUCACUAAACAUACAAAGAUUAAAGAGAUGAAACCUUUAAGAAGGAGUAGAAGUUAUCGACAGAUGAAGUAUACCUAUACAUUGGUCUUGGUUUCCGUUUAUGUUGGUAUUAAAGUCAACUCGGAUUUAUUUAGCACAGGUGAAUGGUCAUAUAAUUAUCUCUUCAAAGGAAAAACCUUGUCUAAAUCUUCAUACAUCCCAACCGAUACAUAG
Heterostelium album PN500 is the source of this 1284-nucleotide messenger RNA. RefSeq names its product putative glycophosphotransferase (gene gpt8). The record is from RefSeq and is a predicted model, not a curated record. The transcript has 5 exons. Gene Ontology annotation, molecular function: transferase activity, transferring phosphorus-containing groups. NCBI's taxonomy places the organism in Eukaryota, Evosea, Eumycetozoa, Acytosteliales, Acytosteliaceae. The coding region runs from base 1 to 1284 and encodes 427 amino acids.